This is a messenger RNA of Daktulosphaira vitifoliae (grape phylloxera), 2983 nucleotides long. Its product is annotated as TP53-binding protein 1-like. The record is from RefSeq and is a predicted model, not a curated record. Gene Ontology annotation, biological process: positive regulation of transcription by RNA polymerase II; DNA damage checkpoint signaling. Gene Ontology annotation, cellular component: nucleus. NCBI's taxonomy places the organism in Eukaryota, Metazoa, Arthropoda, Insecta, Hemiptera, Phylloxeridae. Gene Ontology annotation, molecular function: histone binding. The coding region runs from base 305 to 2728 and encodes 807 amino acids. The transcript is spliced from 16 exons.
AAACUCCAUGACAUCCUCCUUUUCAUGUUGCUUAAUUAUUAUUGGUUUUUUGACAACAACAGUAACAUAUUAUCACUUAUAUUCUAUACGAUUUACCCGCCUAGGAUUUCUAAUCCCUCCAAUUUCGAGAAAUAGACGAUCUUGGAAUAUAAUUUAGUAAACUUUUUAUUUUUUAAGUUCCUAAACAGUCGUUAAUGACUUGAAUUAUAGUUUAAUUUUUGGACAUAUUAUUUACAUCUGAUUUUAGCUCUCACAAAGUUACAAGACAAUUUCUACAGAAUCAAAUUUACUGUAGAACUAAAAUAUGGAAAAUUUGCCAAAAGAUAACCCCAAUUUACCAAUAGACAAAGAUAUGAUAAUAAUAAGCUCUGAGCAAUCUGAUUUCUGUAAUGUUACCAGUUCAGAAGAAACAUGGGAUUCUCAUACUUCUAGGAUAACAAUUUCAAAACAUAGAAAUCAAAUGUUAAUAAAAAACCCAGUUAAAGAAGUAAAUAUUUCAUCAGUUGAAAAAUUAACUUGUUCUGAUGAUAAGUUCAAAUUGCCAUUGGAUUCUAGUGAAAAGGUCGAAGAAUUAAAAACAUUAUCUGAUAUUGAUUAUGUAUAUUGCAUAGCUGCUGUUAAACAAAAUUCAUCAGUUGGGACUAAAUUAUUAGCAAUUUCAUUUCUUGAAUCAUUACUUAAAUAUGAUGUAAAAUCUGAAAGUUCAUCUACAUCUUCACUAAAUGGUUAUAUAGCUGAUCACUCUGGAUCAUCAACAAGCUCAACUGUUUGUGCAACGGGAGAAGAAUUAUUUUUAGUUCCAAAAGUUCCUCGUGAUUCUUUUGUAUCUAUUUCAUCUUCUAGUAGUUGUUCGUCAAAUGGAAUUGUUUUGCAACAAAUAAAAACAAAAUACAAAAAAAUGCAAUUUUUACCAAAAAAUAAUACAUCUCAUCCAGUAUUGAUGUGUCCUCGGUGUAAUUUUUAUUUUCCUGGAAUUAAAGAUCCUCCUGAUGGUCCAGACUACAAGAAUGAAGGCACUAAUAUUGCAAAAUGUUUUGAUCUACCUUCUAAAGUUAUGACGUCAAGUAAUUCAAAAAAUAAAAAGAAAUUAAAGAAAACUAAUAAAGUUGAGUUGAAAAAAGAAUUGCUUAGCACCAAAGAAAAUAUUGAAAUAAUUGAUCCUAAAGAAGAACCAAGAUCAGAACAUCAUAAACUUCCUGAAAUAAAUGAAAAGUUAUCAGUUUCUUUUAAUAUUGGUUCAAAAGUAUUUGCCUAUUGGAUUAGUGACAAAUUAUUUUAUCCAGCAACUAUAAUUGAAAUAAUAUUUCCAAAAUAUAAAGUAGAGUUUUUAUCAGAUCAUGUAAUUAAGUCAAUAACUGAAGAUGGGCUAGUGCACAGUGAUGCUUUAAGACAAGGAAUGCCUAUUGGGAUAUUUGAUACUGUGUCCCAAGAAUACAAAGUUGGCGAUAUUGUCUCUAUUCAUGAGAUAGGCAUUGAAGAUAAAAAUUAUACAGUUGAUUUAGAUUCCGAAGUAGUUGAUGUUUCAUUUGAAAAGUUAGUACUAAAUAUUGAGCAAGCAAAAUGUAUACAAGAAAAGACUUUGCAUAAUAAUGUUUCAAAUUUUAGUCCACGUGAAAACUUUGAUGGAAAAAGAAUUCGUCUAUCUCGAUCAACUAAUACCAAAAAACAAAGACAACAAAUUGAAUCAAAAACUGGGGAAGAAACAAAUAAACGUAAAAAAAAUAAACUACAAACUGAUAAGAAGCGUAAGUGUUUAUUUCCAUUAGAAAAAGAUCCUAGAGAUAUUCCUAGUACUAGUACUGGAAUAACCGAAAGUAUAUAUCAUCUUUCCCCUCAAUAUUCAUCACAGACAGAUUCGGAUUUUGACCAUAUAAGAGAAGAACUAACUACUGUAGAUAUGUUUCACUUGAAAGACUCUCAAAUUGAUAGUGAUCAUUCUUCUGUUGAAAAAAGUCCAAUUAAAAUUGAUUGCAAUGAAAGUACAAAAAUUGUUAAAGUUUUUUCAAAUUUAAGUUUUGUAAUUAGUUAUUCAAAAUACAAACGACGUCCAAUGCCUAAUGACAGUGAUCAGAGUUCAGAUAAUGAAUUUGAUUCAAGUCCAGAUUACUUUGCUCCAUCUGUAAUACAUAAAAAGUCUCUAAUAAAACAAAUAACAAAGUUUGGUGGAGCAAUUUAUAGAUGUUUAAAUCUUGUACCUAAAAACCAAUUAAAGUCAUGUUUUCUCAUCACUGAUACACCAUCACAUACCUGUAAUUAUUUUUUAUCCAUAGCUCUUGGUGUUCCUGCUUACCAUCAUAAUUAUAUUCAGCAAGCAAUCGAACAAAAAAAAAUAUUUACAGAAGUAAUCAUAGGCAUUCAACCAUUACCAAAUGGUUGGUCUUUGGAACUAAAAAAAAUGAUAUUUCGAUCUUCUGAAACAAAUCGUUCUAAAAUAUUUGCAGGAUAUAUUAUAUACAUUGCUUUAGCAGAAAAACCUAGUAGACUAUUUUGGGCUGGAUUGCUAAAAUUUACUGGAGCCAUAGUUUAUACAUCAUGGAAAAAUGGAGUAAAAAAACCAUUAACAAGCCACAUUGUUGUUAUAUUGACAGAUUCUCAAUGCCCAGCUAUACUUCAAAAAUGUGAUUUCCCAAAACUCUCAAUUACUUGGGUUAUACAAAGUUUAAUUUGUGAGUCAGUCAGACCUAUUGAUGGACAUGAACAUUACAUUGAAAUUUCAGAUACAGAAUAAUAAUAUGACAAAUAAAUUCUUACAAUUAUAUUUUAUAUAGAAUUUUUAGUAUUAUUAAACUUAAAAACCCUUUAUAAAUUUAUUUUUAAUGAAUUUUGAAUUAUUGCUACAUGUACCUUUUUUAUUUAUUGUUAAUUUCAUUUAAUUUUAGUGAAUUUAUUUAUGGUAGGCAAUAAAGUCUAUGUUAAUUUUUUAACUAAUGUACUAUAAUUACGUCAAUUAUUUAAUAUGGAUUGUUGUAAAACAAUAUAACUA